ACGUGCCGUAGAGAUUGUACCUUUUUCUUGAUAUGGUUUUCUCCUCCCAAGUUUUCUGUUUCAUCAGCUGCACUCCUCUGUAAAAGCUCCACCAGAGAUGUUGCUAACUCAACGGCAGCUCCUCCCCUUCUCCUCCGCAAACUUCCUCCUCCCCUCACACUCUCCAUUUCCAUUUCGCCGUUCAAUCAAUUUUCCCUCGACACCCACCAAUUGGUAUUCCCGCUGCUCCGCCCACAAACCAUGGAUUGCCGAACUAUCUCAAGAACUCACCACCGCCGCCAUUACAGAUGAAUCGCCGCCGGAGGAGGGCCCCGUCGAGCUCCCUUCUAUCCCGCCAAUUUUCGCCACUGACGAUGACCCCACGCCUCUCCAAACUGCCACCAGCGUUCUCCUCACCGGUGCCGUCGGCCUAUUUCUCUUUCGCUCCCUCCGCCGCCGCGCUAAGCGUGCCAAAGAAAUGAAAUUUAGGUCAUCUGGGGUAAAGAAAUCGCUGACUGAGGAAGCUAUGGAUAGCCUGAAAUCGGUGACUUUAUUGCCGGAUAAUUCCAAGUCGUCCACUUCACCUUUUCAGGCGUUUCUUGGUGCAUUUUCAGCUGGUGUGAUUGCACUAAUCCUCUACAAAUUUACAACCACCGUCGAAGCUUCUCUGAAUCGCCAAACAAUUCCGGAUAACUACUCAGUUCGACAGAUUACUAUAACCAUAAGGACAAUCAUCAAUGGAAUAUGUUACCUUGCUACAUUUGUUUUUGGCAUCAAUUCUCUAGGGUUACUUCUUUACUCCGGUCAGCUCGCCUUUAACUCCUUUAUGGAAGAUUCCAGUAGUGACAGCGAAGAUUCAUCGGAUCCGGAUAGUUCCGGAACAACCAGCACAAGUGAGGAUCAAGGUUCCAGUGACGUAUAGUAAUAAUGGAUAAAAGAGAAGUGCCGAAUUUUAGUACUCUUUUUGACAAGAUUAUUAUGAACAUGCAAUCUGUACUACGAUACGAUGUAAAUCCAUGUAUGAUUGAGUUACCGGAAUUGGUUAUCAAAAAAGGAAGGCUUCUCGGCAUUUUAUUCAUUA
Messenger RNA from Erythranthe guttata (spotted monkey flower), 1060 nucleotides. RefSeq lists its product as uncharacterized. NCBI's taxonomy places the organism in Eukaryota, Viridiplantae, Streptophyta, Magnoliopsida, Lamiales, Phrymaceae. Gene Ontology annotation, cellular component: chloroplast thylakoid membrane. The record is from RefSeq and is a predicted model, not a curated record.